UGUUACACUGAGGCUCUCUAUAAAUAGACCAGUCUAGAUCUAUACGGGACCGGAAAUCGGCAAAUGUGAAUGUGUGCUAGUGAUUAUAUACGUGCUCAGACAAAGAAGGGUUUAGAAAGGUGCAAGACGAGUGUUUUUGUAAGGGUUUGAAGUGGAGCUUUAGAAGAAAGCAUAAUAUGGUACAACCGAGAGAGGAUACGUACUACCUGUAACGCUGCUUUGUGAAUUGUAUGUAGAGGGCAUAACAGUAUCGCUGUAUCCAAGUCGUGUAUAGUAAAUAUAUAAGAUAUCAUGUGUGUGGCAAUUUGCACAAUCCGAUAAAGACACGCAGAAAUCGUCGGGAAGUUCAGGAUUUCGGAUUAGUAGAAACAAACAAUGGAAGACGAGAAAAAAAUAAAUGUUCAAGGACUGUUUGGAAGACGAGUCAAUUCUAAGCAAGAUAAAUUAGGGCCAGGUAAAGUACCUGGUAAACAUUCUAGUCAAGGUCAGUCUUCCUUACCACUACCUGAUCAUGACGAUUUUGACGUUGAAAUGUUAUGUCUUGCUGCUACAACACCAAGAAAACGGACAGUUCUGAGUCUGGAAACAAAAUUAGAAAUAAUCCAAGCAGUCGAAAGAAAAGAAAAACUUAAAACGGAAAUCGCUAAAGCUUUUGGUAUAACAGGAAGCACACUUACAGGCAUUGUAAAGCAGAAAGAGCAAAUAAUGGAAGCGACCGAUUCGGGGACUUUUUCACCUGCAAGAAAACGUAUGAGACAUGGCAAUUUUAUUGCAGUCGAAGAUGCCCUUUACAGUUGGGUACGAAAAAUGGAAGGAACCACUAUUAACUUUAGACAGGCAGUCUCAGGCGCUAUAUUAAGACAGAAGGCAAACGAGAUCGCAAACAAAUUAGGAGUAACUGGGUUUGUCAGUUCGCCUGGUUUUAUUGAAAGAUUUAAGAAAAGAAAAGGCAUACGAGUGAACGGUGGUGAUUCACCGAGAAUGAGGACAGCUGGAAAUAGGUCUGGAGUUGGAUUAUCAGAUAAUCGAAAUGCUGACCUCAAAAGGUCAGGUUUUACUAAGGAUGGACAUGCUACCUCAUACUUCGCUACAGCGGAAGGAACAACAACUAUGUUGGAAGAGACAGACUCACAAGAAGACAGUAACUUUCAUAUUGAAUUUGUUUUUCAUGAAGCAGAUGGUGCUGGCUAUGUCCAAGAAGCUUCAAAGAGCUCUACACCAAUGCAGUAUAAACAAGGUCAGUUUCAGCACAGAAAUAAAAGAGAUAUAGACAGACGAAUGCCACCAUCAGCUGCAAGAGGCAGUGCUUCAGAAACCCAAACUUCAGGGCAGAAUCUCACCCAGCCAAAACCUACAUCUCGGCCAAUACCAAAUCAAUCAUGUAAUAAAAUUCCUCGUGAUCGCAGCCAGUUUCCAACAAGUGGAGCCAUAGAAGGCCUCAAUGAGACGGAGACUAUGGACGUGACACACGAUGAUCAUGUAUCGGAGAAAGUUGUUGUGAAGGAGGAGCCAGAAUUUGAAGAACUUGGUCCUGAGGAGGCGUUGAAUCGUGACCUUGGUACACUGGAAAGAUUCAGAGAGCAGCAAAAAGAAAUUGAAGAGGCCAACAAACAUAAGAAGGCUCUCUUAUCCAAGACCUUGUCUGAGAGGCAAAAGAAGGCAAGGAAGGAAGCAGAAAAGCUGACCCACAUUCAGAAAGAGUUGAUGAUACUGGACAAUUUACUAAGUGCUGAUGUCACUGUUGUGCGUAAUAGGAUUGAGUUUGCCAGCCGAGAUUACAUGGAGGCCACGAGGCGAUAUGAUAAGGCUGAAAAGGAAUUCAUUGAGGCCAAGUUAGAUUUGCAGAAGAAGUCUGAACUGAAAGAACAGUUGACGGAACAUUUAUACACCAUUAUACACCAAAAUGAAAUCAGGAAAGCUAAAAAGUUGUCUGAUCUCAUGACAGAACUGGAUAUGGAGACCAAAGGAGAACAAUUAUGCAUUGGCAAGCUACCUCCCUUGUCUGCUUUUUCCAGUAUGGGUAUUGCAAAAAUUGCUUCUCCUACAUCUCCAAAAAGCCCAACUAGUGAUAAUGUCCAAGCUGUGAAAACUGAUCGGGGAACCACUUCAGAAAUACCAGUGUCUUCAAGUUCAGAUAAUCUUGCAAGUACUGUAAACAGCUCAAAUUCAACCAGUGCUGAUCAACCAAGGACUGAAACAAAUUUGUCAAAUGUAGUUGUUGACUUAUCCAACGAAAAUUCAACAUUGAAUAAAGAAAAUUCUUGUUCGCCAAACAGUUCAUCAAAGGACAUUCAUGACACAAAUUCUGAACAAAGUGAAUCUCAAGGAAACACGCAAAAUCUUGCUGUAGAAAAUUCAGACAGUAUAAUUGGGGAGGAAGAUUUGACAUUAAAUGAUAACACUGAGCAACCAUCACAUUCAUCGAGUGCAGACGAUUCAUCGAGUUACAAUAGUGCAUUGUCCUCCAAUCUAGGAGGAGACAACUCAUCUGAAUCACCUAAACAUGCAGGAAUUCAGGAUACAGAAGGAACAAUGCCAAGUUCUUGGACUUUAGACUCUGUCAACAUUAAAGAGGAACCUGUGACAUGAAACUAAUACCAAAACUAUGUACUGUUUGUGAAAUGUCUGCUUUAACAGUUUAAUCACUGCCAGAAUGAAACUAGCUAUGCCUUUCAGAAAAUUGUGAAUUCGUUGUCGGAUCAAGUUCCGACAGAAAAUUAAUUUUAUACCGGUUGAUGGUUGAAAGCACUUUCAUCCUAAUUUUAGUUAGAUAGUUUAUGUACUUGAAACUUAUGGGAUAUAGCUUGGCUACAAGAAUUACAUUUAAAAGUAUUUCAUGUAAGUAAUGUCAAUGUUACAGACACUGGUGCAUUUUCUGUACUCCAGCAUUUAUUUUAUAGAAUCUCUUUAAUUUAUAUAAUUUAUGUAAUAUAGAAUGUUUAUGGUGGAAACGCAAGGGGAUUUCAUGGUAAAUUUUCGUUAGAUGUAACAGUUUUAGAAAAUAUCCAAGUUGUUACAUAACUUCUGUGGACAUAUAUUAUACAUACUAUGUAGUGCACAUGGCACCAGUAUAGAGGCAUGUAUACAAAAUGAUCUACAUGAUGUUUGGCAUUAAAUCAUGGAAAAGGUUGUACUUAAAUCUGAUGUAAAUGCAUAUCAGAAAUUAUCAUUCAGUCACAAAUUUAUUGUAAUUUUCAUCACCAAGCUUUUAUACCCACAGUAUUAUUUUGUCCAGCAUGGCCAUUAAGUAUACGACUAACUUUUAAAGUGUAAAUUUUUACAUUUGAAUGAUACUUCUUGCUCUGACAGUAAAAGUUGUAGAAAGUUACUUUUUAACAAAAACAACUAUUUUUUUUACAUGAAAAUGUGUUUUAAAAAAUGCACUUAUCGAGUGAUGUUAAAAUAUUUUACAAGUGUUUGAGUAUGUGUUGAACUCCAUCUCCUGUUUCAUUCAUAAUAAUGCUGGAUAUAUGUCAAGUUAUAGAUGUAGGUAAAAUGAUUUUGACAUUGUUAAUUGAAAGUGGCUUUUAUCUUCUGCUAUGUCAGUAAAGAUCCAACUGCUGUGGUAAAACUAGUGCUACUGAUACUGAUUAAACUGUUAAUGUUAAGUGAAAACAUACUGCUGAUAUCAAAUAUAUCAUCAUACCUGUUACAUUAUCAGAGGUAGAAUAAUCAUGGUGGAUCAUAGAUGUGACAGGUCACAUUGAUUAAAUUGUUCACUUAGACAGCCAUUACAUAUACACUGUCACUGUACAAAAUUAGAUUUAUUCUAUUUUGUUUUAAUUAAAAUACAUUUUAAAAGUCAAUUAAACAGAAUUUGAUAUGAAGUGGAGCCGUUUAAAAACACAAGCGACAUUGAAACCACUGAAAUUACAGGAGCGCUUUUAAUAACAUGUGACAUUGAACUCACUGAAAUUACAGGAGCGUUUUUAAUAACAUUCGUCAUUCAAUAUUUCAUACCUUAUUGUAUGUAGACUAAACAUGUCAGUCUGUUGUGACCGACAUCACUCCGGGUAAAUUCCGCGAUAGCACAAUGUAUUUUACGUCAACUUUUUUUGAUGAUUAAACUAUUAAAGGUACACUACACAACGACUUAUUUUGGCCACAAAAGAAUAUUUUGUCAAUGUUUCAACUUAAACAUAAAUAUGUAUAUUAAUUCAAAUAAUAAUUAAUGUAUAUGUUGAUUGGUGAUGUAGUCCAUCAUCAUGAAACCAUUGGGUGGUAUUGCUGGUUUUAGUUACAUUGUGGGUGUAUAUGUUAUAAUUUGCCAUUCUAUAUUGCCAUUAUUCUAUAGUAGACAUCCUGGUGCCAUUGUUAUCUGAUGUCUGAACAAAUUUCAUUCUUUUUACUUAUUAGGGGCAUUUGUUUAAUGUUAGCUAGGUAAAACCAAACAAAGCUGUAAUGUGUAUGAUAUAUAUGUACCCGUUAUUUGAUAUAAGGUGAUAUUUUGUUUGCUGAUAUCAUGUUUAUGUUUCUUUACAUUAGAGAUACAUACAUGUAUAUAUACAACAUUUAUGCAUUAAAUAUUUUUUGAUGAAAAUCA
Mizuhopecten yessoensis (Yesso scallop) is the source of this 4543-nucleotide messenger RNA. Its product is annotated as RAB6-interacting golgin-like. Bases 376 to 2589 code for a protein of 737 amino acids. The record is from RefSeq and is a predicted model, not a curated record. The transcript is spliced from 6 exons. Lineage: Eukaryota; Metazoa; Mollusca; Bivalvia; Pectinida; Pectinidae. Gene Ontology annotation, biological process: non-motile cilium assembly. Gene Ontology annotation, molecular function: DNA binding.